Molecule: messenger RNA, 2203 nt
Organism: Erigeron canadensis
Lineage: Eukaryota; Viridiplantae; Streptophyta; Magnoliopsida; Asterales; Asteraceae
Exons: 13
Coding region: 107-1933 (608 amino acids)
Molecular function (GO): nucleic acid binding
Source: RefSeq, a predicted model, not a curated record
AAGGCAAGCAAGGAUAAGCAGUUUUUUUUUUUGGAACAGAGGGACACAAAACACACACCAAACAUAUAUUAUAGUAUAGGCGGAUGUGGGUUCCUCGUGUAGAAAAAUGAGUACUAGCCUCCUUUGUGUCACAGCUGCUCCCAACUUUAGUUUCGUAACCCCUUGUUGUUGUAAUAUAAACCCAAAAAUAACCUCUUCUGUCCCUUGUAAAAGACAAAGAGUUUUUGCUGCUAAAGAUGAAAAUAAAGCUGGAAAUUGGGACCAUUUAAUGGAGGCUAAGUUUGGUAAAUUGGUUGCUCAAAAUCCCAAACUCACCCUUGCCAAGAUAAAAGAUAAACAAAUGAACCCGGAACAUGAAGAAGGAAAGUGGCCUAUAGAACCACUUGCAAAGGCUCCAAAAGUUAUAUUAUGGAAGGCAGCAAAUCUCAAAGAGGAUAAUGUUGAGACAAAUAUGUUGUCAAGUUUGUCCUUAAAACCUAAUUUAUCGCUGAAUAUGGGUAAAGAAGGAGGCAAGGACCGGUUUAGUGAUAUGAUAUUGGUUAAGAAUUCGGAACCUUCUAUGAAAACUAAGGAGUUAGAUUCCACUAAUAUUAAAGAGAUUAGAUGCCAAACUGAAAAGGUGGAUCAAACUAUCAAAGAUCAGAAAGUGUCAAUAUCUGAUAUUGAUGACAAUCAUUCAAGAAAUCUUGACCCGUCAAAAGAAAGUGCGGAUAUAGAAGCUGAUAUUGUUUCAAAACUAUAUGCAGAUGCUACCUUGCAAGGACGACCUAAAAGAUUAAAACAACCGGCAAAAGAGAUGACCAGCAUUGGGGGAAGGACUAAAAUGAUUGACAAUCUAAUAGCAAACUUUGUUGUACAUGAAGAUUUGCCUUCAAUGCCGCUCUUGAAGGACCAUGAAGAUAUGGACUGGAGAAGAGCUGAUGAACUGCUUAGGACUUCAGGAAGAGGGGAAGUAGAAAUGAGAAGUUGUAGUACCCGAGGAUUUGUUGUUUCUUUUGGCUCUUUGAUAGGGUUUUUGCCAUAUCGAAAUCUUGCCACUAAGUGGAAGUUUUUGGCUUUUGAGUCUUGGUUGAGGAGGAAAGGUGUGGAUCCUGCUACCUACAGGAAAAAUUUGGGCAUUAUUGGAAACUUUGAUGCUACAAGCAUAGAUCCUGAAAAGAUUGAUGCAGAUGUAUCACCAGAUAUGAAACUUGAGGAUCUUCUUGCACUUUAUGAUCAAGAAAAACUUGAAUAUUUGUCAACCUUUGUUGGUCAGAGAAUCAAAGUGAAUAUGAUUUUGGCCGAUAGAGAUUCCAAGAAGCUUAUAUUUUCUGUGAAGCCAAAGGAGAAGCAAGAAUCAAUCCAACGAAAGAGAGACCUCAUGACUAAGCUUAAUGUGGGAGAUGUAGUCAUGUGUUGCAUCAAAAAGAUUUCUUACUUUGGUAUUUUCGUAGAGAUUGAUGGGGUACCCGCAUUGAUACAUGAGACAGAAGUGUCGUGGGAUGCCUUGAACCCCACGUCUUCCUUCAAAAUUGGGCAGGUAGUACGAGCGAAAGUCCAUCAAUUAGACUUUUCUCUUGAACGUAUAUCCUUAUCUUUGAAGGAAAUAAUGCCAGAUCCAAUGACUAAGGCUCUGGAAGCUGUUCUUGGUGACCAUGCUGCUCAGGAUGAUCCAUUAGAAGCAGACAUACCUAACAACAAGUGGGAUGAUCUUGAACUACUUGUCAAAGAACUGCGGCAAUAUGAGGGCAUUGACUUAGUAACAAAAGGGAGGUUCUUUUUGAGCCCCAGUUUAACCCAAACAUUUCAGGUUUAUAUGGCAUCCAUGUUCAACAAUCAGUACAAAUUGCUUGCUCGUGCAGAAAAUAAAGGACAAGAGGUGGUGGUGCAUACAUGGCUAAGUACAGAGGAGAUGAAGCAUGCCAUUAUGAUGUGUACCAAGAGAGUCGAGUAAAUAUUUGAUUAGUCAAUUAGUUAUUGUAUAGUUGGUUCAAUCAUCAUUAAUCUGACAAGGCCAGUUUAGGUGACCAUGGCCUCGCUUUCAGGAUACACCGGGUUCCCAUCACUAUAGAAUCACUGAACAUUGAGUCAAGAAAAAGAACCAUGUUUGUAACCUUGAACUAUAGUGUUUUGGGUAAGUUUAUAAAGUGGUGGAACCCUUGUAAAGUGAUGUGUUUAGUUACUUUAUUGAAGCGUUAAGUUAGUAGUUGAUAUUUUGACAUUA